Molecule: messenger RNA, 1029 nt
Organism: Neoarthrinium moseri
Lineage: Eukaryota; Fungi; Ascomycota; Sordariomycetes; Amphisphaeriales; Apiosporaceae
Exons: 3
Coding region: 1-1029 (342 amino acids)
Cellular component (GO): membrane
Source: RefSeq, a predicted model, not a curated record
AUGGAGGACGGCAAGUACGUGCAAGAUAGCGUCUGGUUCUAUGCGCCGAACAAAGGAGCACCGGUCUUCUUCGCGGUAGCAUUCCUGGUAUCAGGAGCUGUACAUGCAUGGCAGACCGUGCACUAUAAAUGCUGGCGGCUAACAGGCUUAUACGUUUUCUGUCCCACUCUCUUCCUAGCCGGAUUCAUCGUCAGAGAGCUAGGAGCAUUCGACUAUACCGAUCUCAUCAAGUACAUUGUCAGCAUCUGCUUGGUGUACGCUGCCCCCCCGCUGUAUGAACUCGGGAAUUACUAUGUCCUCGGUCGGAUCCUGUACUUCGUCCCUUACCACUCGCCCAUCCACCCCGGCCGUGUGCUCACAACCUUCGCUGCCAUCUCAAUGGUGAUUGAAGCGCUAAAUGGCAACGGUGCUGCCUAUAUCUCGAACCAGUCUCUGCCGGAAGAGAAACGCAACAUGGGAAAGGCACUGCUCCAGGCAGCGCUCAUCAUGCAGCUUGUCGUGCUCAUACUUUUCGUGACACUCGCGACCUACUUUCAACUCAAGUGCCGGCGGAACGGUAUCAACUCACCGAAGGUCAACAGCGCAAUGACGACGUUGUACAUCAGCACCUCCCUGAUCGGCGUGCGCACUAUCUACCGCAUCGUCGAAUACUUUGACCUCGCCAACGUGAACUUCUGGGAUCCCAAUUUCGACCCGCAGCUCAUGAGCCCCAUCAUCCGCUACGAGUGGUUUUUCUACGUCUUUGAGGGGACUCUCAUGCUGCUGAACUCGGUCCUGCUCAACGUGCGCCAUCCUCGCCGGUGGCUGCCCAAAAGCACCAAAGUCUAUCUGGCCAAGGACGGCGUCACCGAGAUCAUGGGUCCUGGGUACAAGCAGGAGCGAAACUUCUUCGCGACGCUCCUCGACCCGUUUGACAUCUACGGUAUGAUCAAGGGGAAUGACAAGAAGAGUCGGUUUUGGGACGAAAGUGCGACGGGGGAGCCAAAGUCCAUGUCAGGUAUGGCUUCGACACCAGACACCGUCGUGUGA